This is a messenger RNA of Malassezia japonica, 3099 nucleotides long. It is a transcript of the gene UFD2, whose product is annotated as RING-type E3 ubiquitin transferase. Gene Ontology annotation, molecular function: ubiquitin-ubiquitin ligase activity. The record is from RefSeq and is a predicted model, not a curated record. Gene Ontology annotation, biological process: protein polyubiquitination. The transcript is spliced from 2 exons. Gene Ontology annotation, cellular component: ubiquitin ligase complex; nucleus; cytoplasm. Bases 1 to 3099 code for a protein of 1032 amino acids. Lineage: Eukaryota; Fungi; Basidiomycota; Malasseziomycetes; Malasseziales; Malasseziaceae.
AUGGCCGACGCUGGGGUAUGGCCGGCCUGGGAGGCGGCGACGGCCGCCGACGUGUUCCACGUCACGCUGACGGAGAGUGAACCGAACUAUGUGUAUCUGCCCGAUUUGGCCGACGAGCUCCGCGAAGAAGGCGCCGAAGUACGUCUGUCGCUCGGCAUGGCGGACCGGAUCCUGAUCGCACGCCUGUCGCAGGAUACGACAUACAACAACGAGACGAGCUGGGACUACCUGGUGCAUGCGUGGACGCGGUGCCGCGACGCAGAGGGCCGCACGCGUACGCAGCUGCCGGCGCCGCUCGUCGAGCAUGGCCUCAAGGCGCUGCAGCAUGCGCGGGGCCUGCUCACGAGCUACACAGGCCUUGUCGUGCAGAUGCCUGACAUGUUCCCAUGCUACGAAAAACACGGCAAGACGCUCUCGCCGAGUGCACUGGUUCCCACGUUCUUGCACCUCGCAUCGACUGCUGGCAUGGACGACGAGACGGAUGCACCGACCGACGAGUGGGCGUCGCCGCGUAUCGCCGAUACGCCACAAUUUAUCGCCGACUGGGUCGCGCGUUUCGGGCCGGAGGAUACGCUCGGCGAGACGCUCGGCGUGGCGAUGCAUGCGCUCGUGCAGCGCGUCCGUAAAGGCGCGCUCUCCGAGCCGCAGAGCACGCCAGAGCCGGCCGCGGAGCAGCCGGUCGAUCCCAACGACGUUCAGAGUGUGCUUGCGCACCUGCUUGGCGUCGCCGACCCCCGGGCGCAGUCUUCCGCGCCGAAGGAGAGCGAAGGGAUGACGAUUGCCGGCCUCGACUGGCGCCCCAUCCAGAUGGCUGUUGUGGCGGCACUCGAGUGCCGCCCGCUUGCGGCGGCCGUGCCAGGCUUUGCCUCCUUCUCGCCAAACGUGCCUGCGCCGAUGCUCGAACGCGAGUCGCUCUUUGGCCCCCUGCUGCGUCUGUCGUGCUUUGCCGACGCCUAUCCAAACAUGGCCAAGUCGCAUUUUUCCGAGGCCAAGUCGCGCUCGCCGAUCGAGCUCGAAAACAGCAUGCAGUCGCUCCGCAUGGCGCUCGACGUGGUGCAGUCGAACAACUUCCGCAUCUUUAACGCGCUCGUGCGUUCCGAUGCGAGCGCGCGGGAAAAGGUACUUGCGUUUGUCGGGCACGCGUGCGCGCUCAACGUGAAGCGCGGUGCGAUGCAGGCGCGUGCGCGCGAGAUUGCCUCGGAUGCGUUCAUGGUCAAUCUGUACGAUGUCGUGCUGCGCUUUGCGAUGCCGUUUGUCGAUGUCAGCUGUGCCAAGAUUGACCGUAUCGACAUGAACUACUUGCAGUACCAGCGCCGCUGGGACACGCAGAGCCUCACGCGCAUCCACGCGUCCGAGGCGGACGCGGCGGCGUGGAUGGCCGCGGGCGCCGCGCCGCCGGCCCCGCCCAACUUUAUCACCGAGAUCUUCUUUUUGGGCACGCGCCUGACCAAUCUUGCGCUCGGCAAGGCGAUCCGGCGUGUCGAUGACCGCGAAAAAGAGAUGGAUCGCCUGCAGAAGCGGAUCGAUGAGUUUGAGGCAGACCGCAGCAACUGGCAGGCACUUCCGCAAGGCGCGCGUGUCGAGCAGGUGAUCAAGCGGGCGCAGGCGCAGUACGACAAGCUACACGGCGAGGUGCUUGCCGCACAGACGCAGCUGCUCGCGCCGCAGUUUGUGCAGCGCGUGAUCCAGUUUACGAGCUUCACCAUGAUGUGGCUUGUGCGCCUUGGCGACGACAAGCACGCCCACCCUAUGCCGAUGGUGGCGCUUCCGCUGUCGCAGGAGCCGUCGGAGCUGUUCCGCAUGCUGCCCGAGCACAUGUUUGAGGACGUUUGCGAUACGAUCCUCUUUUAUGCGCGCCGCAAGCCCGACGUGCUCGACGAGAGUGCAAAGAACAGCGUUGUGGCGUUCUGUACGACGUUCUUGUCUUCUGGGUGGUGGAUUCGGAACCCCUUUUUGAAAGCCAAGCUCGCCGAGAUGCUCUCUUACAAUGUGAUGCCCUACGGCCCGUACAAGUCGGGUGUGCUGGGCGACACGAUCAACAGCCACCCUCUUGCGCUGCAGCAUCUCGUGCCUGCGCUGAUUGCCUUUUGGAUCGAUGCAGAGAGCACCGGAUCCAACUCGCAGUUUUACGACAAGUUCAAUAUCCGCUACCACCUCGUGCAGAUCUUUAAGGAGAUCUGGACCAACCCUGACCACAAGAAGCACCUCUACCAGCAAGCGACGCAGUUCCCCACCGAGUUUACCAUCUUUAUCAACCGGCUGAUGAACGACGUCACGUUCUUGCUGGACGAUGCACUCGACAAGCUCGUGGAGCUGCACGCCAAGCAGGUUGAGGUCGACGACCGCGCUUCGUGGGAGGAGCGUACGGCCGAAGAGCGCCAGGAGCACGAAGGGAUCAUGCGCAGUAUCCAAGGACAGAUCCGCAGCGACCUCGGCCUCGGCCACGAGUUCCUGCGGCUCCUGAUCAAGUUUACGGCUGAGACCAGUGCGUCGUUCAUGACGCCCGAAAUUGUCGACCGCCUUGCGGCGAUGCUCGACUACAACCUGGAUUUGCUGGUCGGUCCCCGCUGCCAGGAACUCAAGGUAAAGGACCCCAAAAAGGUCGGUUUCGACCCGCGCAGCCUGCUCAGUGAGAUCCUCUCGGUCUUUUUGAAUUUGGCGCCGCACGAUGAGUUUGCGACGGCGAUUGCGCGCGACGGGCGCAGCUACUCGCGCGAGACCUUUUCCAAGGCGGCGAGCAUUGCGCACCGGCACAUGCUCAAGAGCCCGCCCGACAUUGACGCGCUUGCGUCGCUUGUCGAUCGUGUCGAGCGCGUCAAACAGGCAGACGCCGACGAGGAAGAGGACCUGGGCGAUGUCCCCGACGAGUUCCUCGACCCUCUGCUGGCGACGAUCAUGCGCGACCCGGUGCGCCUCCCCUCGAGCCGCACGGUGCUCGACCGGUCUACGAUCAAGGCACACCUCCUGAGCGACUCCAAGGACCCCUUCAACCGCAUGCCGCUCACCCUCGACCAGGUGCAGCCCGACGAUGCGCUCCGUGCGCAGAUCGAGGCCUUCCUGCAGGAGCGCAAGGCCUCCACCACCCGGCGGCCGCAGUGA